Molecule: messenger RNA, 336 nt
Organism: Alternaria conjuncta
Lineage: Eukaryota; Fungi; Ascomycota; Dothideomycetes; Pleosporales; Pleosporaceae
Exons: 2
Coding region: 1-336 (111 amino acids)
Source: RefSeq, a predicted model, not a curated record
AUGCCAGCAAAAAAUGCCAUAAAUGGUGUGUUCGUCGAGAGUCUGGAAGAAAUGAGUACGAACGUCAACCACCGAAGGCCUUCUCCGAGACGUACAAACCCACCAGCAGCGCAAACCGAACUGUCAGCCACACAAUUCAAGGAACCAGACUAUCGAGAUGGCACGUUUGUUAUAGAGCCACAGGAAGCCGCCUUUGCCAACGACUUUGACUUCAAGUCCUCGGCAACGUCCAGCACACAGAAUACUGGGAAGGAAACUCUGCUCUUGGAGUGUCCCCUUGGCGACGUAUCGGGAAAAGACGAGAGUUACAUCAAGAGCAUCAAAGUCUGCUACUAA